Cuscuta epithymum is the source of this 4813-nucleotide messenger RNA. The record is from the annotation of a GenBank genome assembly. Lineage: Eukaryota; Viridiplantae; Streptophyta; Magnoliopsida; Solanales; Convolvulaceae.
AUUUUUGGGGGGUUUCAGUGAGUUUCGGUCUCCAUACAUUCAGUUUGCACACUUUCUUUUGUUGUGAUUUGACAUCGACAUCAAACGUUCAAUUCCGGUGACGCUUUAGUAGUUAGGGUUCUGGCGGGCCUUUGCAUCAGAAGACCAUCAUAUCUAGCUUCCGACAAGCUCGGCUCACCCGAACCUGCUAAGUGCUUUUCGACAACGGAAGACGAGAGUCCAAUUCUGGUUUGCCGGUCCAUUGGCAGUGAUGUUGCGUCCCCGGAUGUACCGCCACUGCCUACAGCUGCCAUCUACCACAGUGAUUCUAAACUGCAUCAGUUCGGUGGCCACUAUUUAUACUGCUGCUGCUGAACACGAAGAUGAUCCCUUCAAGGCACACCCGUGCUACCACCACCUUUCUUCCAUUAAGUCCAAGGGAGAACUUCUCCAAUCAUACACAGUCACGCCACCUAUCCAACCCUGGCCUCGGAACCUUACCCAUAAACGACUCAUUUCUCUUAUAUCCUGCCAAAAUGACCCAAACAUGGCUCUCCACAUCUUCCACCACGCAGGUAAAUACCACCCUGGGUUUUCCCAUAAUUAUGAAACCUACCACCGCAUCAUCCUCAAGCUUUGUCGAGCUCGUGCCUUUGAAUCCGUGGAUACCCUUUUGGCUGAGUUACGGCAUACUAACAUCACUUGUUCGGAGAAUCUGUUUGUCACAGUUAUCCGAAACUAUGGCAUUGCAAGCAAACCAAAGCAGGCCAUUAAGUCUUUCUUGAAAAUCAAAGAUUUCGGAAUAGUAAGGUCAGUGAAGUCUUUUAAUACAUUGUUGAAUGCUUUGGUUAAUAACAAAAAGUAUGAUCUUGUGCACAUCUUGUUUAAGAAUUGUAGAAAGAAGUUAGACAUUGUGCCCAAUGUAGUCACUUGUAAUAUCUUAUUGAAGGCUCUGUGUAAGAAAGGUGAUGUUGGUGGUGCAAUUGGAAUUUUGGAUGAAAUGCCUGCAAUGGGAAUAGUUCCAAAUGUUGUUACUUAUACCACCAUUCUAGGUGGCUUUGUUCUUAUUGGCGAUAUGGUGGGUGCUGAGAGAAUGUUGAAGGAAACCCUUGAUAAAGGAUGUCUGCCUGAUGCAACAACGUAUACCAUUUUGAUGGACGGCUUCGUCAAGAAAGGGAAAUUGAUGAAUGCAGUGAAGGUGAUGGAUGAGAUGGAGGACAAUGGGGUCAAACCAAAUGAUGUAAGUUAUGGAGUGAUGAUAGAGGCUUUGUGUGCUGGGAAGAGAACAGGUGAAGCAGUCAACUUGCUUAAUGAUAUGCUUGAUAACAAAUAUCCACCUAGUGGAUCACUUUGCUGUAGGGUUAUUGAUGCUAUGUGCGAAGCAGGAAAGGUCAAAGAGGCAUGUGAUCUGUGGAAAAAAUUGUUGAUAAAGAACUGCACCCCUGAUAAUGCAAUAUCAAGCACACUCAUAUAUCAUCUGUGCAAGGAGGGACAAAUAUGGGAAGCAAAGAAAUUAUUUGAUCAGCUUGAGGGAGGUUCGGCUCCCAGUGUUUUGAUGUACAACACAUUAAUUGCAGGAAUGAGUGAGAAUGGAGAGAUACUUGAAGCUGGGAGGCUGUGGGAUGACAUGGUUGAUAAGGGGUGCAUACCUAAUGCUUUUACUUAUAGCAUGCUGAUUAGGGGAUUUUGUAAAGUCGGUAAUCCAACUGAAGGAAUCAGAGUUCUACAGGAGAUGAUAGAUAAUAAUUGUUCCCCAAACAAAUUCACUUUCUCUGCAUUAGUCCAAGAGCUUUGUGGCUCAGGAUCUGAAAGAGAUGGUGUUUUGAAUAAGAUAUUGUUGGAGAUUGCUGCUUAGGGAAUGGUUUAUCAGUUUAAUUAAUACAGAAGAUAGUGGCAUCUUUAUGAUUGUAGAAGCAGAGGCAUCCGUUUCAAAUGGAUCUAAGUGCUUUUGGUGCCAAUAUAUCAUACUGCAAGAUUUGCUAUCUCUUCUUGGGCGUUGGUUAUUAGCAAAUCGUGUCUAGCAGUGUCUAGCAAUGCAUCUAGUGAUUUUAGAGCCCCCAAAAGGAUGAGAGUAUAGUUAUGUGCUAUAAAUAUUUCUAGUCAUUUUGAAGUUUGAUAAAAUUAAGUGUCAUAGUUGUGAGUUAUGACCAUAGGUCUUUCUUUUUGCAAAAUACAAGCCCAAAUUACAUUCCAAUUAUGUGUUUGUGGUAGAAAUUCUCCUACCCCUUUGAUCCUUUCUAAAUGCUAAACUUGUAAGACAUCAACAUAUAAAAAUAGUCAGCAGAACUAUAAUGCAACUGCAAAGCAAAAUAAAUGAUAAUCGUAUAAACAUGAAGAAGCAUUCAGCAGACCUAUAAUAUUUAAAAGCGGUAAAAAUAAUUAUAUAAAAUAAAAGUGCACACCAAUUUCAACAUGUUAAUAGAGUGGUAAUAGUAGCAAUUGCCUGUUGUUGAGUUAUCAAUGGGAUGUCUUAACAUAGAACCCACCACAUACAAAUAGAUAAUAUGAAGCCUGGAAUAAGAUUUGUAUUAAAAACUCCCUUUGUCUAUUGGACUUUGUCAAUUUUUCUUUUUUGUUUGUCCCAAAAACAUUGUCACUUUUCUUUUAAAUUAAGUUGCGUUUCUGCUUACUUCUCUCUUUCUGCACAAGCACAAACCUCUAACACUUGAGGUUUACUUUUCUUAUUUCACACACAACUCAAAGUUGGCAAUGCCCUUUGAGAUGGAGGUAGUAUAAGAACAAUUGAACAAGUGAGAUGAUACCUAUAUUUCAGUAUGUGAGUGUGUAAAAAUGAAGGUAUAUAUAUCGGGUUGGAACCAAGUAUAUGUGUAUGACCCUUCCAAUGUAUUAGUCCUUCAAUACAAUAUGAAAUGAUGGCCGAUCAUUACAUACUCCAUAAUAUUUAACAAUUAAUGUUACAACUGUAUAAUAUUUGAGAGCUGAUGGAUGUGACCUAGUCUUCGGGCUUCCUCAUGUGUAGCCGUCCAAUCUCUAAUCUUCAGUUUGCCUUAGCCGGCUCCUUGAUCCAAUGUCUUACUAAGAUAAUUGUAUCUAUCAGUUGUAGCAUUUGUUAUUUUCAUAUGAGAAAAUUUUCAAAAUAGGAGUAAAACAAUGUGAAAUUUGAAAAUAGGACUACUAUCUUUACCCCCUUAAAUAAGAGUAAUUAAUGUCAUUUUGAAAUUAUACUUCCAUAUUUUGGCAUGUCGGGCAUUAAGAUGGCAGUAACGAUCAGUAAAAAAAACAUAUUUAAGGCAAGUUAGUUUUGCAUAAUUUACUAGUCCUAAAGAACAUAUAGUCAUAUACUUAUGUGUGUGUGUAUUUUUUUUGUUAAGCAGUCUGAAAGAAAAAAGUAGGGUGAGAAAAAUCAGCAAGAUAUUGCUUUGGAGCAAACAUUGUACAUUGAUGGAUUUGAUGAAGUUCACUUCAUCCACUCACUAUCGCUUUAUUGAUCAUGUUCUUGUAAAUCAUGUAUCAAAAGAAAAUAUAUGAUGUUAAAAUAGACAACGUUUUCAUAGAGCCUUUUCUUGGUGGAAGAAAUGGAAGAGUGAAAUACAUAUUUUAGAUGAUUGACUUAUAGCAUUCAUGGGGCAUUGGGGGGUCCUUUGAGGCACUCCUUAUGGAAACAUUUUUAUCUGGUAUGACGUUGUCAUUAAAUUCAAGCUAAAGUAAUGUGAGCAAGAGUUGGACUUCAGGAAAUAUGAAUAUGGUUAAUAAGUUUAUUGUGAUUAUAUUACAGGGUUGGCUCAGAGUGAUUCUAAGGAAUGAUAAAUCUGUGAUUUUUUUUACUUAUAGCCUGCUUUGUGAACUCAAGUUCUCUUUAACAUUCAUUGAGGAGGACAUAUGGAACCACUGUAUUUGAUAUCCUCGAUUCUGAGAAUUCUGCUUCCCUUGACAGAAUUGGUAUAUGCUUAAUUGGUAUAUGCUUUGGCCUAUCUUCCUACAUGUUCUGCAUUUAGGUCACUCCAUUAUUAGCUUUUAUCUGCAUUUCGUUGAUAGUUGAUACUAAUGCUUAUUAAGUUCAUGUUAGAAUUCUAUUCAUUGACUUCUCUCCUUGGUUUGUUGGCAACACAUGUGGGUAUGCUGAGAGACAGAGGUAAAAACAGGAAGAGUUAUUGGUGUUGGUAUGUUGAGAUUGGAAGCAGUGAUGCAAAAGUCACUAGCCCGCGGAUGGUCAAGUGGCACCUAGCCUGCUUAGAUGCAGUCGGUCUGAAUGUAGUUGGUACAUGUGCAAUUGACACUACAGGUUGUUAAAAAUGGUUCUGAUUUAUUGGGAUCAACAAAGCUGCUUUCUGCCUUCAUCUGUCAAUCAGAAAUAAUUUUUCCUUGCUUUAGUACAAGGGUAAGGCUGCGUACAUCCCAUACCGUAGGUGGGAGCCUUUGCGGCACUUAGGCAUGUGCCAGCGCUUCUCGGCUUCUUAUUCAACAAUCGUUGAGGCUCUUUGUGUCUGAUUCUUAUAUGAGAGGAUGUAUUCCCUCAGAAGGGAAGAAGGUAAACUACCAAAGAGCAGUUCCAUGUACAGAGAGGAUCAGACCCCGCCCAGAAUACUAACUGCUGAUAGUAUGCUAGCAAUUAUUUAUCUUAACUACUUAACUGUUAAGUAAUACCGUCAAUGUCAUACACUGGGUUCCAUUUCCAGUUUUCCUCAUGUUGUCCAGGAUGGGUUUCUGCUAGUAACAUUUGCUUUCCUGCGUUCUCAUAUUUGCAAACUAUUUGGUUUCAGAUUCUUCCAGAUGUCGGAUAUGUUUAACUCAGUCAUUCAUCCAUGUAUAAAAAAUAUGGAUCUCUCUAAAGCUUUUCUAUUGGUAAAGAGAAUGAGCAAAUUUCUGUUUUCAA